AUCAAGAACAAAGAGGUUUGAAUGUAAACCAAGUUUUCAUCCAACACGAACUGCUUCUUAUGAAUUACAGUCUGCUGCAGAUAAAAGAGGAUCAGAAGAAUUAAUCAAUCUUUCUUUCAUGAAUAACAAUAACAAAUCAAUGUUGGAAGAAGAUGACGAUAAUCAAAGUUCUAGUCUACGUGAGCCUACACCUGCUAUGAUUGGACCUGGAAGUGAGUUUUCAACCAUUCAUAGUCAGCAAAGUACUUCUACUAUUUCAACUUUUAAUCAUCAACGACUUUCUCCUUUAUCUCGUAAUAAAAUUUUAGAUCAUCAUUCCCUCCCAUCCUUCAUCAAUCGUCCAUCCUUAUCUGACUUGACCAUUCCAAUUACUACUGUGUCGUCUUCACUUGAUGAUUAUCAGCAUAAUGUAUCAACUUAUAUUGGAUCUGAUACAGCAGCAGAUAAUAAAAAACCUUUUGAAUCUGAUUUAUAUUUGAAAUUAGAAGAGAAGAACAAAACUAUACUCGUGUUGACAGAGCUUGUACAAAAGAAAGAAGAAGAGAUUGAAGUAUUAAAAGCAGACUUGGAUGACUAUGUUUCUGAACUAGGCUCUGUAUGUGAUAAAUUCAAUAGGGAAUUGGAUGAAAUUGCUGAUAUCUACACAACCGAUCAUCAGCAACCUAGUCGACCUUCUCAUCCAUCCCCUGAUAUGCAAUUAAAGAAGAAAUUAGACAUGACUUUACGAGAAAGAAAUCAAUGGCAAUUAAAAGCGACGGAGCUUGAAUACCAACUUCGUGCACUAUUAUUAAAUCAACAUCAUCAGCUUUAUUACAACUCUAUUUUAAAUCAAAUAAAUUCAACGAUGAAACCAAGACUUCAAGAUGAAACUAUCUUGACCAAAAAAAAAUAAAAAAAAAAAGACUGCACAAGUCAAAAAUAGAUAUCCUCUGUGUUAUACCCUCUCUUUCUCUCUCUCUCUCCUUCCUUUUUCUCCCUUUUUUUUUCUUUUUUAACUUAUAAUACAAUAUCUACAACUAUUUCGCUCUUAUCUUUCACAUUUUCCUUCUCUAAAAAUUAUGGCUUAAUUAAAUUUUUUUUUUAAAAAAAAAAA
Molecule: messenger RNA, 1093 nt
Organism: Cokeromyces recurvatus
Lineage: Eukaryota; Fungi; Mucoromycota; Mucoromycetes; Mucorales; Mucoraceae
Exons: 7
Coding region: 119-892 (257 amino acids)
Source: RefSeq, a predicted model, not a curated record